Molecule: messenger RNA, 2192 nt
Organism: Brachypodium distachyon (stiff brome)
Lineage: Eukaryota; Viridiplantae; Streptophyta; Magnoliopsida; Poales; Poaceae
Product: cyclic dof factor 2
Exons: 2
Coding region: 257-1903 (548 amino acids)
Biological process (GO): regulation of DNA-templated transcription
Molecular function (GO): DNA binding; DNA-binding transcription factor activity
Source: RefSeq, a predicted model, not a curated record
CAAAUUCCCCUUACCUUUUUGCCCAUUCUGUUUCAUAGUACUUCAAUCCCAUAUGCUUGUUGCCUUGUACUACCCAAACCCAUAUGCUUGUUGCCUUGUACUACCCAUGUAGAGUAGGAGCUAUAUCCAUUAGCUCAUCUCCUCUUCCUCUCUUGGGUCUCCAGCUCGGUUUCUCCCUCGCUGCAUCGCCCGCGUUUCAAGCGGCAGCAGGAGCAGCGGCAGUUCGCGAUCUCGCUGCGUUCGCGUACGGGAUUUGAUGAUGUCGGAUCAGAUGGAUUCCGGUAUAAAGCUCUUCGGGCGCGUGAUCCCGUUGGCCCCCGAGGCAGCGUCUGGGCCGCCGGAAGCGGAUGCAGCGGCCGGCUCCGACCACCCGCCGCCGCCGCCGCCGCCGCCGCCGCCGCCUCCUGAGUUGCAGACAGCAGCGCCGGCGGAGGAGGCUGAGGAAGAGGCUCAUAAGGAUCAACACAAAGAAACAGAAGACAAAGAAGAUAGUGAAAUGAAGGUUGAUGUGCCACCAGAGAAAGAAAACAGAGGAAUCGAGGGUGAUGCACCACGAGAGAAAGAAGGUAAUGAAAUGGAAGUUGAUGCACCACAAGUGAAUGAAAAUGCAGAACCAGACAGUUCAUCUACAUUGGACCAUAAGAAAGAUACCCAGGACCAGAUAAAUAGUGCUGAAGAUAAAGCAGACCCAAAGGAGUUGAAUGAGAAGACAGCAAACGAAGAAUCAGACCAGGAUAAGGUGCUUAAGAAGCCAGAUAAGAUUAUACCUUGCCCUCGGUGUAACAGUAUGGAUACAAAGUUCUGUUAUUACAACAACUACAACAUUAAUCAGCCUAGGCACUUUUGUAAAAAUUGCCAAAGGUAUUGGACUGCAGGGGGCACUAUGAGGAAUGUACCUGUCGGUGCUGGGAGGCGCAAAAGCAAGAAUUCAUCAUUGCACUACCGUCAGUUGUUGAUGGCCCCUGAUUGUAUGAUGGGGUCCAGGGUUGACAUCUCUAACACAGUGAACCCAGAAGUCCUUGCAUCUCUGCCUACUACCCCGACAAAAUCAACCAGUAGAAAUGAAACAGUUCUCAAAUUUGGGCCUGAGGUACCACUUUGUGAAUCCAUGGCAUCAGUGCUGAACAUCGAAGAGCAGAAUGUAAUCAAUGCUGGAUCAGUACCAAUAGGUGAAGCUAGGGAAGUUAACUCCUGUGCCUCUUCUAUGACAUCACACAAUGGGUUACCUGAAAACGCAGUCCACGUUGAUAAGAACGGAGCACCAGUUUACUGUGGUGGAGUUGGCCCGAUGCCUCCGUAUUACCUUGGAGCUCCUUUCAUGUACCCUUGGAGCAUAGGAUGGAACAACCUUCCUGUAAUGGUGCCGGGUGGAAGUAUGUCCGAGUCUGCUUCUCCGUCAGAAAGCUGCAGUACAAGUUCAGCUCCAUGGAUGAACUCCCCAAUGAUGCCAGGCUCAAGGCUGCCUGCACCAGCAUUUCCAUAUCCUCUUGUGCCACCAACCCUUUGGGGGUGCUUACCAAGCUGGCCAGCCACGGCAUGGAAUGCACCAUGGAUUGGAACUAACGGUUGCAUAUCACCAUCUACAUCAAGCAACAGCAGCUGUUCUGGCAAUGGAUCUCCUACUUUGGGAAAGCAUUCUAGGGACUCCAAUCCAUUGAAAGACGACAAAGAGGAGAAAUCAUUGUGGGUUCCCAAAACGCUCCGCAUCGAUGACCCUGACGAGGCAGCAAAGAGUUCGAUAUGGGCAACGCUUGGCAUCAAACCUGGGGACCCUGGCGUCUUCAAGCCUUUCCAAUUCAAGAGCGAGAACAAGGGCCAGACAACAGAUGUGCGUCCUGCUUGUGUUCUACAGGCAAAUCCUGCAGCGUUUUCUCGGUCACAGUCGUUCCAGGAGAGCUCUUAAGCUCACUCCUGUUUGCUUGUCUUAUAUUUUGGCCAACACAAUUUGUACUGUAGUAAACUGUACAUGUGCUAUAGUUUUACGGUAUGCUAAAAGAUCAAAGGAGAGCUUUUGAAUAGCCACUAACCGGCAGUGGAGCUUGCAAAGAGCUUUCAUGGGAACUUCCUAGAGAUGUGUAUGUAUUUGUAAAUACUUGAAAAACUGGUUAUGUACGACUUUAAGUCUGGACAAACAUUGCUACUGAUGACAACUAUUUAUAGUAUCAAAUAAACCGUUUGAAAUGUCCAGCACA